CACCCUGGUUUGCCUCCCCAUCCUGACUGGUCUUGUGGGCGAGAACUCUGGGACCUAGCCUCUUGGCGUCCAAAUACGCAGUCACUUCACAACUACUGGUGAGCUGGCCAUCGCCCUCCCUUGAGGGAAAACGCUGUACAAGUUGUUGGCACAUGGUAAAGCCAGCCUUACCAAAACUGCAGGGCCUUCCCACCUGUCAGGAGCACCCUCCCCUGUAAGAGGGUGACAGCUACGAUGCUCUGUCGCUCAGGUCAGUCCCUACUACACAUAUGCAGCUGUGACUAUGGAUGUCGGUGGGGGGAGAAAAGAAGGCUGUCACCAUGGCAACCCAGCUGGCUCAGCCUCUGGGAUCAGUCCAAUGCCCAGGGGAAGAAGGUGGGGUUUAGAGUGGGAGCAAACACUGCCUGGCUCUCCGACCUCAGACAAGGCACUUAGCUUCUCUCUGCCUCAGUUUCUACAUCUGUAAAACGAUGCUAAAUCUCUUUAUCCUAUCCACCUCCAGGAUUAACGGGAAAUAAUCUGAACUGUAAAACAUGAAGGUGUAUAGAGUCCCGAGCUUUGGUUUGUCUCUAAAUUGCUGUGUGUAACUUUGGGCAAAUCACUUAACCUCUCUGUGCCUCAGCCGCUCUAUUUGUAAGUAGGAAAAUAAUAUCCACCGCGAUAACUCCCCAGAUAUAUUGCCGGGCACCCCCACAAGAAUCUAAGAAUCUCCACGUUGGAAGGAAUCUUAGCACUCACACAGGAAUCUCUUCGAUAAGUCCUCUGACUGAGGUACUUGCCCCACCUCUGCUUAAUUACCUCCAGGGCCAGAGAGCUCCUGACUGCCCAACUUCCCAAAUGCUAUUUCUGCUUCCGAUUUUGCCAGAGGGUUUGCACAGGGUAGACAUUAACAGCAACUGAUGAGUACCUCAGGGUCCUCAAUGUAGGUGUGGCCGAGGUGAAGAAAUCCUUCCUGGGACCCUUGUCCCCAUCUUGCAAGAUGGUGCAGAUGAUGAGGCAGUUUCUGUACAAGGUCCUGCCUGAGGACUCCUACAAGGCCGCCACGGGGAAGCUCCACGUGUCCCUCACUCGGUUCACAGAUGGAGAGAGUGUCGUGGUUUCAGAGUACACAUCCAAGGAAGAGCUCAUCGAGGCACUCUACUGCAGCUGCUUUGUCCCCGUGUACUGUGGCCUCAUUCCUCCAACUUACCGGGGCGUGCGCUACAUCGAUGGGGGCUUCACAGGCAUGCAGCCCUGCUCCUUCUGGACCGACUCUAUCACCAUCUCUACCUUCAGCGGGCAGCAGGACAUCUGCCCCCGGGACUGCCCCGCCAUCUUCCACGACUUCCGCAUGUUCAACUGCUCCUUCCAGUUCUCCCUGGAGAACAUCGCCAGGAUGACCCAUGCCUUGUUCCCGCCAGACCUGCUGAUCCUGCACAACUACUACUACCGAGGGUACGAAGAUGCCGUUUCCUACUUGAGGAGGUUGAAUGAUGCUUAUCUCAAUUCUCCCUCCAAGAGAGUGAUGUUCCCCCGAGUAGAAGUGUACUGCAAUAUAGAACUUGCCCUUGGCAAUGAGUGCCCUGAAGGCAGCCAAUCAAGCCUCCAGACAGAGGAGGAAUGCAUACAACUUCACGCACAGUGGGCUCCCAAAGAGGAGGGAAAGGACGGCCAUGGUCCACUUGUGUUCUUGCCUGUGGAGAGACGUGAAUCCACACAUGAGCGUCCUGUAGAAUCACCUGUUUCACCAGCUGGCUUUUCAUUUGAGCAGUCACCUGCCACUGUACUGGCCUCAUCACCAUCACAUUCUCCAGCUGACCUGAUGCCUGCAUCACUCCCAGCUGUGCUCUUAGCACUCAGCUCAACACCUGUCCAAUCACAGCAGCAGGUACAAACGACUGGAUCACCACCAAGAUCCCCACCCUCCCAGUCAUCUGUGUCACCCAGGCCACCAGCUGUAGUGACAUCUCAAACAUUGCCCCAAUGUUCUCCUUCAGCGUCACCUACACAGCUACCCGUGGAAGACCUGGGCCCAGAACAGCCCCAAGCUCUCCUUGCCUCUUCAAGUCAGAAAGGUGCCAUGCCUGUGGUUAACGUGAAGGAAGCCACCAACAAGCCCUAUGCAAUGGACAACCCUGCCGAAGACUCAAGUUGGAUGAGCAAAAUAUUCAAGAACAAACAAAAGACAAAUGGCACCAGAAAAGGCUUCCCAAGACAUCCACGGUCCAAAAAACCAGGCAGCAAAGUGCAGUCUGCUCCCUGCCCACUCGACUUCUCUCUGCUCUCCACGUCCGAGACAGUUUGGGUCACCUACAGGCCUCAUCCCAGAUCCAGGAAUACAGCUACAGGCCGGAUCCAGGAAUACAGCUGCCCUGAGGAAACUGUGAGCCGAGAGAGAAAACUUGAGCUGGAAUGGGAGAGAACCUGAUGACCCCACGGUAGAGCCUUCUCCCCAAGGCUCUCAGAUGCAGUCCCCUCACCCUAUGCCUUCUGGGGACCAGGUGUUACCCACUACCAAGCCUGUUGGUGUGGAGAGUCCUGAUUCCCCUGGGCGAGCACUUCCUUGUCUAAACAUCCUCCCGGCCCCGGCCUGACUUCGCUUCUUUGAGACGGGGCCGUGUCAGACCCCGGCCCCCCAGAAUCUAGUCUACAGGGCCAAACCCUUGGGGAUCGAGCGGUACUGAGCCACGGACGCACUUUCCUCUUUCCCAUCAAGAGAUCAGGCUCUUUUGCUUUGCUUUGUUUUCUUUUUAAUUCUCUCACUGUCCCAAAGGCUUGACUUAGAACCACCGGACUCUGCCUCAGCUGCUCCCUGGAAUCACUCGUGGAGCUGAUCCAGCACGAGGUCAUGAUAAGCUCCCCAGGGCUUGUGUGGUGUGGCUGUGUGAGCCAGCCAUCCUGGACUUCCCUGAGUCCUGGUGUGGUUGUGGAGGACACAGAGGCCAAACGUCCCUUCCCCUCCCAUCCCCCAGCAUGAGGACAACACGAGGGCAGACCCUGUCUGCUGUUCACACCUCAGUUAAAAUGUUCCACAACAAAGACUUCAGCCUCAAUUUUUCCAACCCAGCCAGAAAAAAAUUAGCCCCGCUGCUCACUGGAGUGUGGAUAGCUUCCAGCCCCAGCCAGGCCCAGUAAGGAAGCCUGGGCUGCCCACGGCCUCAGGUGUAUUUGCUUUGCAAAUCCUGGAAUGCAAACCCCAGAGGACUGGGUGGAAGACAGCCCUGAGCUUGGUUGGGGCCUCUGGAGGAUGCAUGCAAAUUUUAGCCAUGGAGGGCAGGGGGCUGUGGCAAGAGGGCCUGGAGGAGCCUACAUCUAACAGGACCACGCCAGGGAGCAGGCGUCCACACAAGCUCCCUUUAGAACAUUCUGCCAGGAAGAAUCUAACUGUAUCUUUGAGAAGCUGAGAAGAAUCAAAUCUCAGGUGUUCUUGCACCCUCUUCCUACUCCAGGUCUGUGGCUCAGACCAGUCAAGGGGAGCGCCCUGGGGACCAUGUGGGGGCAGAGAGACAAGUCCCCUAGCCUCUCCCCCAGGAGUGGUCUUGUGGUUUGCAGGCGGGCGCGGCCAGAGCCCUUGAGACCUGUGAACCAGGGGAGGGGGGGGUUUCAGGCUCGCACAACUUGGGAAUGCUUAUGCCCUGCUGUGCAAGGGGGAACUGAACGUGACCUUAACUGUUGUUUUACCUGAAAGCCUGUAUUCAGAGCCCAGAUGCCCUUCUGUUAGAGUCAGGUUACAGUUAGAAUCAAUACAUUCCUGUGUAUAUUUCCCUUCA
This is a messenger RNA of Acinonyx jubatus (cheetah), 3749 nucleotides long. RefSeq names its product patatin like phospholipase domain containing 1 (gene PNPLA1). Gene Ontology annotation, cellular component: cytoplasm; lipid droplet; membrane. The transcript is spliced from 10 exons. The coding region runs from base 980 to 2407 and encodes 475 amino acids. Gene Ontology annotation, molecular function: triacylglycerol lipase activity. NCBI's taxonomy places the organism in Eukaryota, Metazoa, Chordata, Mammalia, Carnivora, Felidae. Gene Ontology annotation, biological process: triglyceride catabolic process; lipid homeostasis. The record is from RefSeq and is a predicted model, not a curated record.